CACAAAAAAAAAACAAAUUGCCUUUGCUACACUUUUAUUUUCUGUCGAAGUGGAGUCAUUUUUUCACCUGUAUGUGAGGUCCAAGUGCCUUUAACACCACCAUCAAUAUGUUGUGAUCUGCAGCUUCUAUGCAAAGACCAGAGAGACUUAUUAAGACUUUAAUGAACUGUCUUAUAGUGGGCUUUAAAGUUAACUGUAGCAUACUGUACAGUCUGUGCUCCAUUGAAUUCAGGGAUAAGUAAAGACUAAGCAAUAAAUGUGGAAAUGUUGACAAUGCCUCUAAUUGUGCCAGAAAUGACAUUUAUACAUGUGACACUUUCCAAAAUUACAAAGUGCUUUACAACCAGCUAAAAUCAAACAACAGUAAAAACAACUAUUCAGCCUCAUAAAACAUCAGGUCACAGUUACAGAAAGGGAGAAGAGAGGAAGGUUGCAUUAAUAAACACUGUUAGACUCUGAGCGCAUACUUUUAAUUUCAGGGCUUUGUACAAAAGACUUCAGGUGAGUCAGACUCGUGACAACUGUGAUGUGGCUGUUUAAAUUUGUUGCUGUAGCGUCGGUGAAAGGUGAAAAUGCCAUAAAAUUCUGCGUGAUUGCUUCGAGUACGAGUUCUGACAGUUAAUGUCCACUAGUUACAGGAAAAGUGUGAGGAAUAUCAAAAGACAAAAGAAUAACACAAAGUUACCAAAUUUGGAGCAACUUAAUUAUCUUCACUAAAAACUAACAAACUAAAACACACUUUACUGAGCCAAUGGUGUAAUUUUUGUCUUUCUAGUGUUCCAGUAGAGCUGGGUGAUGAGCAGGUGAUUUCUAGUCUGAAUAUGCAGAGUGAAAAUGAUGGCAGGGUGGAGCAUGAAUUCAGGGUGGGUGACAACCAUAUUGUUGUUGUUGUUGUUGACCGCCUUCGAGACAAUUCUGUGUUGUGCAGCAGAGCUGGUGGCUACAAGAACUACUGUUGAAAUACUGAAGAUUUACCUCCUUUAUUAUACAUUCAGGGAUAGAUGACUGUCAGCUAAUAAACAGACAACCAGAACUUACAUUUUUGAUUCAUCAUUGGCACAAGGAGGACGAGCAGAAACAUCUCAGAUAAUAACUGGACAGCCUUAACCAUCAACAGCUUGUCUUCGGGAGUUGCCAAAAUGUCAAAUAUUGACUUCAAGAGACUUGAGCUCUUCAACAACACCCUGAGUGGUUGUGGUGUAAGCCCAUCCUGUAAUAACUCCCACCUUAUUUUCCACAACACCAGUAUUUUCAGUGGGCUGGAGAUUCUUGAUGAUGGGUCCCCCUGGCUACGAAUACUCAUCUCUGUGGUGUACUUUGUUUUGGCUACAGCGGGAGUGUUGGGGAACUUGUUAGUGAUGUUCCUGCUUUAUUCUACUCACACCAUCACCACAGGCACCAUCAAUUUCUUUGUGUUCAACUUAGCUUUGGCCCACCUGCUGUUCUCCCUGGCCUUGCCGUUUUGGGCCGUGGACAUUGCGCUGGACUACAGCUGGCCUUUUAGCUCGACCACAUGCAAGGCUGUAUCCUUACUCACUGGCCUGAAUGUCUUUGCCAGCUGCUUUUUCCUGACGGCUAUGAGUUUGACCCGGUACUGCUAUGUGGCAACCGCUCUCAAACCCAGUGCCUCCCUGUGCAGUAGAUCUUGCACUUCUCCGGUGGCCACAGCUUUUAUCUGGGCUGGAGCGCUCAUAGCAGCGGCACCCCGAGCGGUGUUUGCAGACCUGAGCCUUGUGGGCAGUGGCAAUGACACAGCAUGCCUGCUCCGUUUCCCAGAUGGCACGGCCUGGCUUGGAAUAAACCAGCUCGUGCGUGUGGUGCUGGGAUUUCUGCUGCCCUAUGCCACCAUCAUCCUUUCCUACCUGCUUCUGCUGCGCUUUCUCUGUCGCCAUAAUAUGAAAGGCAGCAACUCUUGGAGAAAGGCAGACAUUUCAAAGUCGGUGGCAGUGGUGGUACUUUCAUUCUGCGCCUGCUGGUUCCCGUACAAUGUCCUCACACUUUGGGGCGUCCUGAUCCAACUUGACAUCGUUGAAAUCAGCCCCUCAUUUUAUUUGGCUCAAACAUACUUUUUCCCUCUGGCUAACUGCUUGGCUUUCACCAGCAGCUGCUUAAACCCUGUCAUCUACUGCCUGGUUAGGAAAGAAUACCGCGUGGCUUUCCAUAAUGUGCUCUUCAAAUUAAGUAUGGCUAUUAUGUCUAAGAUGCCCUACGGCAUUAAUUCUGAGGAGGGAUCAGCACAAGGCGGGCAACUGUCUAUUCCUCUCAGUAACCUGUACAGCCAGAUAACCCAAUCUGACACAAGGAGAUAUGCACCACUGUCAACACUUCCAACUGUAGUGUCCACUCUGUAAAGCUGCAACAGAUUGAUAAAAUUCUUUACACCAAUACUUUAAUGUAAUGUAAGAAUGAGUUUUCAUCGCGUACUUCAGAAAGACCAAUGUUUUCCUCUAAGGAUGUACAGGAUGUAUAGUUUAGCUCUGUUGUAAAGAGGCUGCACCUAAGCUUUUGUGGGUCUCAUGAUUUACAGUUUUAGCUGUCUGAAUGGGCUGAAUGAAGAUUUGGGCCUUAUUCAUGCCAUCAUAAAGAUUUAAACAUGGGAAAGUGCAUCCACUAAUUCACUAGACAUUUAACUAAGAUGUCCUUGGGUUCUGCCCGAGGCCUCCUCCUCCUCCUUUCAUCUCCUUCUUCUUAUUGUUAGUAGUAUUGACAUAAAAUACUACACAAUAGUUUACUAUUGUAUAAAACUAAUGUGCAAAUAUUUACUACUACAGUUUUGAAUAAUUAAUAUUGCUGCACUGUAGGUCUGGAUUGUAAUUGUCUUGGUUUUAGAUUGUCAUGUGUGAAAACAUUUUUGUCAUUUGUUUGAAUAGAUGUUAAAUAAAACUGUUCACGUUCACUUUA
Molecule: messenger RNA, 2901 nt
Organism: Seriola aureovittata
Lineage: Eukaryota; Metazoa; Chordata; Actinopteri; Carangiformes; Carangidae
Product: relaxin-3 receptor 1-like
Exons: 2
Coding region: 1140-2351 (403 amino acids)
Biological process (GO): G protein-coupled receptor signaling pathway; immune response
Cellular component (GO): membrane
Molecular function (GO): G protein-coupled receptor activity
Source: RefSeq, a predicted model, not a curated record